AUGAUGAGGUCGUUAUCCAUCCAACACGGCAGCUCGAUCGCCUCCAGUACACUCAAGAUCGAGGUAACUGCCACGUCUGUGGCUGGACGUAUGCAGUACGUACUUCAAACACUGGAAAACCCUGCCUAUAUCGCAUAUGCGGACAGCAAAAAGUCUAGUGCAACGGGCGGCGGCCAUGCUUUCCGCCCUAUGGAGACGGCAAUCUGCGGCCCUGGUCUCCCCAUCGAGGAACUAUUGAAAGCUACUGCAAGGCUAACAUAA
Alternaria arborescens is the source of this 261-nucleotide messenger RNA. RefSeq lists its product as hypothetical. Lineage: Eukaryota; Fungi; Ascomycota; Dothideomycetes; Pleosporales; Pleosporaceae. The record is from RefSeq and is a predicted model, not a curated record. The transcript has a single exon. The coding region runs from base 1 to 261 and encodes 86 amino acids.